Manis pentadactyla (Chinese pangolin) is the source of this 942-nucleotide messenger RNA. RefSeq names its product olfactory receptor 4C46-like. Gene Ontology annotation, biological process: G protein-coupled receptor signaling pathway. NCBI's taxonomy places the organism in Eukaryota, Metazoa, Chordata, Mammalia, Pholidota, Manidae. Bases 1 to 942 code for a protein of 313 amino acids. Gene Ontology annotation, cellular component: membrane. Gene Ontology annotation, molecular function: olfactory receptor activity; G protein-coupled receptor activity. The transcript is spliced from 2 exons. The record is from RefSeq and is a predicted model, not a curated record.
AUGCCCAAUAAUAUGAAAUACAUGGAGAAUAGAAACAAUGUGACAGAAUUUGUUCUACUGGGGAUCACAGAGAAUCCAAAGAUGCAGAGAAUCAUAUUUGUUGUGUUUUUUCUCAUCUACAUCAUUUCUAUGGUAGGAAAUGUGCUCAUCUUGGUCACCAUCACCACCAGCCCAUUACUGGAAACCCCCAUGUACUUCUUCCUGGCCUAUCUCUCCUUUAUUGAUGCCUGCUAUUCCUCUGCAAGUGCCCCUAAACUGAUUGUGGAUUCACUCCAUGAGAAGAAAACCAUCUUAUUCAAUGGGUGCAUGACCCAGAUCUUUGGGGAACAUUUAUUUGGAGGUGCUGAUGCCACCCUGCUGACUGUGAUGGCCUAUGACCGCUAUGUGGCCAUCUGCAAGCCCUUGCAUUAUACAACCAUCAUGAAUCGGCGGGUGUGUGGCCUGCUAGUGGGAGUGGUGUGGGUGGGAGCCUUUCUUCAUGCAACUAUACAGAUACUGUUCAUCUUCCAAUUACCCUUCUGUGGCCCUAACAUCAUAGAUCACUUCAUGUGUGACCUGAUUCCUUUGCUCAAUCUUGCCUGCACUGACACCCACACUCUAGGGCUCUUCGUUGCUGCCAACAGUGGCUUCAUCUGUCUGUUAAACUUCCUCCUCUUGAUGGGCUCUUAUAUGGUCAUACUGCGCUCUUUACAGAACCAUAGCUUGAAUGCUAGACGAAAAGCCCUCUCCACCUGUGUCUCCCACAUCACAGCUGUGGUCUUAUUCCUUGUUCCCUGCAUAUUUGUGUACAUGAGACCUGCAGCUACUUUAUCAAUUGAUAAAGCAGUUUCUGUAUUCUACACUAUGAUAACCCCUAUGCUAAACCCCUUAAUCUAUACCUUGAGAAAUGCCCAGAUGAAAGAUGCCAUUAGAAAAUUGUGUAGUAGAAAAGCUGAUAAAUAA